UGAUGAUGCCAUAGCAUCUAAUGACGUGGUCUUAGUGGAGUUUUUCGCUCCAUGGUGUGGUCAUUGUAAGAGUCUGGCCCCAGAGUACGAGAAAGCUGCCAAGCGUCUUAAGAACAACGACCCUCCAGUGGUACUGGCAGCAGUGGAUGCUACAGUGGAAUCAGACCUGGCUCAGAAGUAUGAUGUCAGUGGCUAUCCUACAUUGAAAUGGUUCAAGAAAGGUCAGCAGUUUGACUAUGAUGGACCCAGACAUGAGGAUGGCAUUGUCCAGUACAUGCAAGAGAGAGCUGACCCCAAGUGGAAACCCCCUCCAGAAGCUGUGGUCACUCUGACCAAGGACAACUUCCAUGAUGUGGUGGACAAGGAGGAGCUUAUCUUGGUGGAGUUUUAUGCCCCCUGGUGUGGACAUUGUAAACGACUGGCUCCGGAGUACGAGAGGGCAGCACAGGACCUGCAGAAGAAUGACCCUCCUAUCAUUCUGGCCAAAGUGGACGCCACAGUGGAGACAGAGCUAGCCAAAGAGUACGGCGUAGAGGGCUAUCCCACACUGAAGAUGUUCCGCAAGGGGAAAGCUAUGGAGUAUAAAGGGGAGAGAAACCAGUUUGGUAAGUGACAAAGCUAUGGAGUAUAAAGGGGAGAGAAACCAGUUUGGUGAGUGACAAAGCUAUGGAGUA
Molecule: messenger RNA, 674 nt
Organism: Lingula anatina
Lineage: Eukaryota; Metazoa; Brachiopoda; Lingulata; Lingulida; Lingulidae
Product: protein disulfide-isomerase A4
Biological process (GO): response to endoplasmic reticulum stress; protein folding
Cellular component (GO): endoplasmic reticulum; cell surface
Molecular function (GO): protein disulfide isomerase activity
Source: RefSeq, a predicted model, not a curated record